AUUUGACUCUUAUUCUGAAGGUGAAUACAAAUCCGUGACCCGAAAGCGCUUACUUAUUCGUGCGUACUUUACAACGGAGUCAUUCUAACCCCCUCACAGGAGCAUUUUCCUAACUACGUUUCACGCUUUUAUCAAUUUAGGAGUCGCAGCGAGAAGACACCGUCUUUAAUUUCACAGUGAAACAUGACCUCGAUUCGGUUAAAUCUGCCAACGUUAUUGAAUUGUCUCUUAAUCUGCGUCACCUUGCUGUUGAAUAACCGCUGCUGUGUCGUUGCCAAGUGGUAUCACAGACCCAACGUUGUUUUGAUCCUCACCGAUGACCUGGAUGUCGUUAUUGGGGGCAUGACCCCACUGAACAAGACCAAGAAACUGAUUGGUGAAGCAGGGAUCACCUUUACCAACGCUUUUGUAGCCAGCCCACUGUGCUGUCCCAGCAGAGCCAGCAUCCUAACAGGAAAGUAUCCUCAUAACCACCAUGUGAUCAACAACACUCUGGAGGGGAACUGCAGCAGCACGGCCUGGCAGAAGACCCAGGAGCCCAAGACCUUCCCUGCUCUACUGCAGGCCUACGCUGGUUACCAGACCUUCUUCGCUGGGAAGUACCUCAACCAGUAUGGGAACCCAGAUGCAGGAGGAGUGGAGCACGUUCCUCUGGGAUGGGACUACUGGGUCGGACUGGAGAGGAACUCUAGGUACUACAACUACACACUGUCUGUGAAUGGGAAGCCUAAGAAGCAUGGAGGGAACUACAGUGAAGACUACCUGACAGACGUACUGACCAACAUGUCUCUAGACUUCCUCCAGUAUAAGUCUAACUACCGUCCGUUUUUCAUGAUGGUUUCGACCCCCGCCCCCCACGCCCCCUGGACCCCCGCCCCGCAGUACCAGGACCGCUUCAAGGACCUCAAGGCCCCUCGAGACCCCAACUUCAACGUCCAUGGGAAGGACAAGCACUGGCUGAUCAGACAGGCCAAGACUCCCAUGACCAACUCCUCUAUCGAGUUGCUGGACGAGGCCUACAGGAAACGGUGGCGUACUCUGCUGUCAGUGGAUGACUUGGUGGAGAAGGUGGUGAAGAGGUUAGAGGUCAGAGGGGAACUGGACAACACUUACAUCAUCUUUACCUCAGACAACGGAUACCACACAGGUCAGUUCUCUCUCCCCCUGGAUAAGAGGCAGCUGUAUGAGUCUGAUAUAAGAGUUCCUCUGCUGAUCCGAGGGCCCAACAUCAAGCCUAACCAGACCACCGGGCUGGCGGUCCAGAACGUUGACCUGGGUCCUACCAUCCUGGACAUGGCCGGUUACAACGUCAGCAAGACUACCAUGGAUGGCAUGUCCUUCCUGUCUGUACUGGAGGGAUCUGUGAACAGCACUACGUGGAGAACAGACUUCCUGGUGGAGUAUGAAGGGGAGGGGUCUAAUGUGUCUGAUCCCGCCUGCCCCCUGCUGGGUCCUGGGGUCUCCGUAUGUUUCCCUGACUGUGUGUGUGAGGACUCCUUCAACAACACGUACGCCUGCGUUCGUACCGUCGCCCCCUCUGCCAACCUCCAGUACUGCGAGUUUGAUGACAACGAGGUGUUUGUGGAGGUAUAUAACAUUACAGUUGACCCCUACCAGCUCAUUAACCUGGCUAAGACCAUCGACCAGGAAGUCCUGGAGAAGAUGAACCACAGACUGAUGAUGCUCCAGUCCUGUUCUGGACAGUCCUGUAGGACCCCUGGGGUCUACGAUGCACGAUAUACGUUUGACCCUCACCUGAUGUUCAGCAACAGGAGCCACCGGCGCAACAGGCUGAGACGGGCCUGAAAUGAGAAGAGCAGGAGGAGAGGAGGGCUGUCUGAGCCCGUGCUGCUGUUCCCUAGUGUCUGAGACCUCAGCCCUGUAGGGGUUGGAGGGGGACCUUCUGUAAACUCCACACUACAGCACUUUUAACAGUCUGUACACAACACCCUGUGUUUGGACACAGUAUCACCCAUUGAUUGGUUAUUUUAAGACAUUGUUUGACUGAUUUUAAUUUUACAUGUUGUGUUUGUUAAUUACGUGAGGAAAAUCAAUUACCUCAAAUCAGCUGUUUUUCAAAUAAUUAACAAGUCUUGACCUGCUACAGUAGGACUAGAAACCAUACCUAUUGUUCCUCUUUCUCCCAGUAGGACUAGAAACCAUUCUGGUUGUUCCUCUUUCUCCCAGUAGGACUAGAAACCAUACCUAUUGUUCCUCUUUCUCCCAGUAGGACUAGAAACCAUACCUAUUGUUCCUCUUUCUCCCAGUAGGACUAGAAACCAUUUUGGUUGUUCCUCUUUCUCCCAGUAGGACUAGAAACCAUUCUGGUUGUUCCUCUUUCUCCCAGUAGGACUAGAAACCAUUUCGGUUGUUCCUCUUUCUCCCAGUAGGACUAGAAACCAUUUCGGUUGUUCCUCUUUCUUCCAGUAGGACUAGAAACCAUUCUGGUUGUUCCUCUUUCUCUCAGUAGGACUAGAAACCAUUUCGGUUGUUCCUCUUUCUCCCAGUAGGACUAGAAACCAUUUCGGUUGUUCCUCUUUCUUCCAGUAGGACUAGAAACCAUUCUGGUUGUUCCUCUUUCUAUCAGUAGGACUAGAAACCAUUUCGGUUGUUCCUCUUUCUCCCAGUAGGACUAGAAACCAUUCUGGUUGUUCCUCUUUCUCCCAGUAGGACCAGAAACAGGUCAUUUUGGAGUCACUUUUAUUGUAUAUAAGAAUAGAAUAUGUUUCUGAAGGCUUCUACAUUAAUGUGGAUGCUACCAUGGUUACGGAUAAUCCUGAAUUAAUCCACUUUUAAUGUAGAAGUGUUCAGAAACAUGUUCUAUUCUUAUUUAAAAAGGUAAAAGUGACUCCAAAUGACCAUUAUUUACCGUUCAUUUGUAUUGGGCACAAAAUGAUCUGCUCUACAACCAAAACAACCAGCCAAUGCAUCCACGUUCAUAGAGUCACAGCUGGAGGAUCUGGGACAUCCACGUUCAUAGAGUCCCAGCUGGAGGAUCUGGGACAUCCACGUUCAUAGAGUCCCAGCUGGAGGAUCUGGGACAUCCACGUUCAUAGAGUCCCAGCUGGAGGAUCUGGGACAUCCACGUUCAUAGAGUCCCAGCUGGAGGAUCUGGGACAUCCACGUUCAUAGAGUCCCAGCUGGAGGAUCUGGGACAUCCACGUUCAUAGAGUCCCAGCUGGAGGUCGUCAUUGUGUUCUAAGAAUCUGGGACAUCCACGUUCAUAGAGUCCCAGCUGGAGGUCGUCAUUGUGUUCUAAGAAUCUGGGACAUCCACGUUCAUAGAGUCACAGCUGGAGGUCGUCAUUGUGUUCUAAGAAUCUGGGACAUCCACGUUCAUAGAGUCCCAGCUGGAGGUCGUCAUUGUGUUCUAAGAAUCUGGGACAUCCACGUUCAUAGAGUCCCAGCUGGAGGUCGUCAUUGUGUUCUAAGAAUCUGGGACAUCCACGUUCAGAGUCACAAGCUGGAGGUCGUCAUUGUGUUCUAAGAAUCUGGGACAUCCACGUUCAUAGAGUCCCAGCUGGAGGUCGUCAUUGUGUUCUAAGAAUCUGGGACAUCCACGUUUCUAGAGUCCCAGCUGGAGGUCGUCAUUGUGUUCUAAGAAUCUGGGACAUCCACGUUCAUAGAGUCCCAGCUGGAGGUCGUCAUUGUGUUCUAAGAAUCUGGGACAUCCACGUUCAUAGAGUCCCAGCUGGAGGUCGUCAUUGUGUUCUAAGAAUCUGGGACAUCCACGUUCAUAGAGUCCCAGCUGGAGGUCGUCAUUGUGUUCUAAGAAUCUGGGACAUCCACGUUCAUAGAGUCCCAGCUGGAGGUCGUCAUUGUGUUCUAAGAAUCUGGGACAUCCACGUUCAUAGAGUCCCAGCUGGAGGUCGUCAUUGUGUUCUAAGAAUCUGGGACAUCCACGUUCAUAGAGUCCCAGCUGGAGGUCGUCAUUGUGUUCUAAGAAUCUGGGACAUCCACGUUCAUAGAGUCCCAGCUGGAGGUUGUCAUUGUGUUCUAAGAAUCUGGGACAACAUAUGUUCUACUACUUUAAUAUACACCAGUGAAUUUGUCCCAAAACUUUUGGUCCCUUAGUCCCCCUAUUUUAUGUACAUAAAGUGGUGUAAUUUCUAAACGGUUCACCCAAUAUGGAUGAAAAUACCCUCAAAUUAAAUCUGACAGUCUGCACUUUAACCUCAGUCACUGUCUCAUUUCCAAUCCACAGUGCUGGAGUACAGAGCCAAAACAACCAACAUGGGUCCCUAGUGGUACGGUCAGAAACAGUGGAGGGGGAGGAGUCUAGUGGUACGGGCAGAAACAGUGAAGGGGGAGGAGUCUAGUGGUACGGGCAGAAACAGUGGAGGGGGAGGAGUCUAGUGGUACGGACAGAAACAGUGGAGGGGGAGUCUGUAGUGGUACGGACAGAAACAGUGGAGGGGGAGGAGUCUAGUGGUACGGCCAGAAACAGUGGAGGGGAUGUCUGUAGUGGUACGGUCAGAAACAGUGGAAGGGGAGGAGUCUAGUGGUACGGACAGAAACAGUGGAGGGGGAGGAGUCUAGUGGUACGGACAGAAACAGUGGAGGGGGAGUCUAGUGGUACGGACAGAAACAGUGGAGGGGGAGUCUAGUGGUACGGACAGAAACAGUGGAGGGGGAGUCUAGUGGUACGGACAGAAACAGUGGAGGGGGAGUCUAGUGGUACGGACAGAAACAGUGGAGGGGUCAGGGAGACUGAGGGCCUUUAACUGAACAUCUUCUGAUGUGUUGCCAUGGCAGAACAUCAACCAGCAUCAACUUUGUGUGUAAUUCCAGAGGGUUUCUUGUUGAUUAUAACUGAUCUUCUAGAUAUCUAUCUACAGGGUGCAUUUAGUUACGUUACAGAAAUAAACACUUUACCUUCCGUUAACCUGUUUCUCUACACAGUCAGACUAAUCACACACAGCGAACCUGCCAAUCAUAUAAUUCAACCGUAUCCAUUGGCCAGCCUCUGAUCCAUUGGCCAGCCUCUGAUCCAUUGGCCAGCCUCUGAUCCAUUGGCCAGUCUCUGAUCCAUUGGCCAGUCUGAUCCAUUGGCCAGUCUCUGAUCCAUUGGCCAGUCUCUGAUCCAUUGGCCAGCCUCUGAUCCAUUGGCCAGUCUCUGAUCCAUUGGCCAGACUCUGAUCCAUUGGCCAGUCUCUGAUCCAUUGGCCAGACUCUGAUCCAUUGGCCAGACUCUGAUCCAUUGGCCAGACUCUGAUCCAUUGGCCAGACUCUGAUCCAUUGGCCAGACUCUGAUCCAUUGGCCAGACUCUGAUCCAUUGGCCAGUCUCUGAUCCAUUGGCCAGACUCUGAUCCAUUGGCCAGACUCUGAUCCAUUGGCCAGACUCUGAUCCAUUGGCCAGCCUCUGAUCCAUUGGCCAGUCUCUGAUCCAUUGGCCAGCCUCUGAUCCAUUGGCCAGCCUCUGAUCCAUUGGCCAGCCUCUGAUCCAUUGGCCAGCCUCUGAUCCAUUGGCCAGUCUCUGAUCCAUUGGCCAGUCUCUGAUCCAUUGGCCAGCCUCUGAUCCAUUGGCCAGUCUCUGAUCCAUUGGCCAGUCUCUGAUCCAUUGGCCAGUCUCUGAUCCAUUGGCCAGUCUCUGAUCCAUUGGCCAGUCUCUGAUCCAUUGGCCAGCCUCUGAUCCAUUGGCCAGCCUCUGAUCCAUUGGCCAGCCUCUGAUCCAUUGGCCAGCCUCUGAUCCAUUGGCCAGCCUCUGAUCCAUUGGCCAGCCUCUGAUCCAUUGGCCAGCCUCUGAUCCAUUGGCCAGCCUCUGAUCCAUUGGCCAGUCUCUGAUCCAUUGGCCAGUCUCUGAUCCAUUGGCCAGUCUCUGAUCCAUUGGCCAGUCUCUGAUCCAUUGGCCAGACUCUGAUCCAUUGGCCAGUCUCUGAUCCAUUGGCCAGCCUCUGAUCCAUUGGCCAGCCUCUGAUCCAUUGGCCAGCCUCUGAUCCAUUGGCCAGCCUCUGAUCCAUUGGCCAGUCUCUGAUCCAUUGGCCAGCCUCUGAUCCAUUGGCCAGCCUCUGAUCCAUUGGCCAGCCUCUGAUCCAUUGGCCAGCCUCUGAUCCAUUGGCCAGUCUCUGAUCCAUUGGCCAGUCUCUGAUCCAUUGGCCAGUCUCUGAUGCUUUCCAAUCUGUCAAAAUGUUUCCAUGGUUUUGCACAUUGUUUUUAUUUUUCGAUAGUUUUUUGUGAUGCGGUUGUUCCAUUUCUGGGUGUUUUGUCCAAUAAACUAACGGUAUUCUGAAAUCA
Messenger RNA from Oncorhynchus mykiss (rainbow trout), 6234 nucleotides. The record is from RefSeq and is a predicted model, not a curated record. NCBI's taxonomy places the organism in Eukaryota, Metazoa, Chordata, Actinopteri, Salmoniformes, Salmonidae.